AUAGGACCAAACCAACCCACAAAGGAAGAAAGGAGGAUAGUUCGGUGAGGUCUGGUUCAUUCUAAAGGCAAAGAGAAGGAAAAGAAACACCCACCAGUUGCUGUUGUUUCUUUGUUGCUGCUAGACAAUGGGGCUGCUUAGCAUCAUUAGAAAAAUCAAGAGAAAAGAGAAAGAAAUGCGCAUCCUCAUGGUGGGACUUGAUAAUUCAGGGAAGACAACAAUAGUUUUGAAGAUAAAUGGAGAAGACACCAGUGUUAUUAGUCCUACUCUUGGAUUCAAUAUCAAAACCAUCUCUUAUCAAAAGUACACUUUAAAUAUAUGGGAUGUCGGGGGACAAAGAACCAUAAGAUCAUACUGGAGGAACUACUUUGAGCAAACUGAUGGCUUGGUCUGGGUGGUGGAUAGUUCAGAUCUUAGAAGGUUGGAUGAUUGCAAAAUGGAGCUCGAUAAUCUUUUGAAGGAAGAGAGGCUAUCAGGAGCAUCUCUACUAAUAUUUGCAAAUAAGCAAGACAUAAAAGGUGCUCUUACACCGGAGGAAAUUGCUAAAGUAUUGAACCUAGAGAAUAUGGAUAAAACCCGACACUGGAAAAUUGUGGGCUGCAGUGCGUACACAGGUGAAGGGCUGCUUGAAGGAUUUGAUUGGUUGGUUCAGGACAUUGCCUCACGAAUCUAUAUGCUUGACUAAGUACUCUUAAACAUAUUUACUCUGCCCAAGACAUUCUUCAAAUGUAUUUGUGAUUGUAAAAUUGAGGGGUGUUUUUUUGCUUUGCAAAUUGCCUACUACGUGGAUGCGUGUCUAUGUACUUUUGGUUUAAAUUUACCAAUGUAGUCUUUACUGGCCAGUCCUUAUGUUUGUUGUUUUGUGUAAGAUGAUAUUCCUAAUGCAUUAAUAGAAGCAAAAACUAUCUUUUGAUUUUGCAA
Populus nigra (black poplar) is the source of this 921-nucleotide messenger RNA. Its product is annotated as ADP-ribosylation factor-like protein 2. The transcript has 5 exons. Bases 128 to 685 code for a protein of 185 amino acids. NCBI's taxonomy places the organism in Eukaryota, Viridiplantae, Streptophyta, Magnoliopsida, Malpighiales, Salicaceae. Gene Ontology annotation, molecular function: GTPase activity; GTP binding. Gene Ontology annotation, biological process: protein folding. The record is from RefSeq and is a predicted model, not a curated record. Gene Ontology annotation, cellular component: cytoplasm; microtubule cytoskeleton.